GGCUAUUCACUCUGAGCCAAGCUGCCACAUUACCUACCUACUUACCUACUUACCUACUUAUGUAGGUAUUUACUGUGCUUCAGUAUCUCUCUAUAAAGGGAGACAUACCCAUGACCGACCUGGCCCCAGCGCUGUCCUUACUACUUACAUACGCUACGGCGGUAAACCGAACAUCCACUCGCUCCUCAACUUCGACCUCGACUCGACGGCUCUGGACAGCGACUGGACCACUGCGACUGCUGUACGUACCUGUCCCAAAUGUAAAAGGUCCCAUGCAGUUGCGUGCCUCCUGGACACCAGGCCUCGGACCAAGGGUGCCGCUAGCAGGGGUCUUGACGAGUGCCGCAGGCGUGCGUCCAAGCUGCCAACACCUUGAAUGGCCCUGGGAUGGCUUUGCUGACUCCGCGUCUUGCCCGGGAGUGUUCAACCGACUGCGCCAGCGUACCCGGGGGACUGGUAUUGCACUAAGCACGACCUGCCGGCGCACGCGCUCCUUAUUAGCCGUCAUAUACCUGGCCAGGGUGAAACCCUACCCUCGACCCGCCCCCCUAUCUCACAGCACCUCAUAGGCCGGCAGCAUCUUGCUCUGCAUGCCUACACUACUUACAGUACAUACUGUAGUACGUGCCGGCCCAACCGUCCUCGUGUCAUCUGAAGAGUGACCCCAGGGAAACAUUAAGCGGCAGUUGGAAAGCCGUCUGCUUGUGUGGUGGUAUUGGUCGGUGAGCCCAGACGACUGGCCCCGACCUAUUACUAUACACAGCGCUGUGCAUGAG
Molecule: messenger RNA, 776 nt
Organism: Xylaria bambusicola
Lineage: Eukaryota; Fungi; Ascomycota; Sordariomycetes; Xylariales; Xylariaceae
Exons: 1
Coding region: 111-569 (152 amino acids)
Source: RefSeq, a predicted model, not a curated record